AUGUCAUCAGCCGGAGGAGAGUCAGCCAGCUCGGAGCUCCAAGCAGGUGUCAAAACCAGCACACUGAGACGGGAGUCCAGGAGGACUAAAGGUAAACAUUCUAGAUACAAACACAGAAAUACAUGGAUGUAAUGUAAUGUAAUGUAUGCUAUGCACAUGCCCACACUCAUGUGAACACACAAAUAAAGUUAUUAUAUUUGAUUCAAUUCUAACCCACCCACACAAACGGGAACAUACACAGGGAAGGUAUGGUACUGUACAUGCAUUACACGUUUCACCAACCCAGACAAAGUACACAGAGAAAUGUACACUGUAUUCUCACAGAAUACACACCACAUCCCAAUCACCUACACACACAUUUAUAGACGAAAUGAAAAGAUAGACGCUUGUAUGUUUGACAGUGAGCAGUGACAAACUUCUGUCUGUAUUACAGUUUUUCUCCAUUGCUUGAGCACAUUUGUCCAAACAGAAUUCACUUUUUCUAAACAAUUAACACGUAGCCCCAAACUGAAACACGUUGGUCAAAAUGACACAUUUCAUUUGCAAAUCGCACUAAGACUCUCAAAACAUUAAAUACAUGACACAAAACCAACUACCUCCAUCAAAACAUACAACUUGUUAUCUAAUGAAAAGUUAUUUCAAUCAAUUGUUACACAAUGGCCCAAUAAAUACUAACUACAACUAUCAAUAUACCCUGACAUGGUUAACCCUCUUUUAUAUGUCUGUGCCAUUUGUUGAUACUAUGAUUAUAGUAUGCACCAUAAAAGGCAAGAAAACAUAUGAUCACAGCAUGGGCUGUGUUCUUUUUUCCUAAAAUGGUUUUACCAAAGAUGACCAAUUCAGAAAGAAUGUCACUCAAGAGCAUGAAUAUCCAGAAACAAAAGGUUUUAUUUGACCUUUUCCCAUUUUAACUGAGAGCUGAACUAUAUUCCUCUGUGGGCCUCUCUACCUCUCCUUUGUCCUUGCCCUCUGCCUCUUACUCGGUCCGUUCUUGCAAACAGCAACUCAGAGGUUCUCUUCUACCUCUUUUACGCUGCUGCUACUCUCUGUUUAUGAUCUAUUUGCAUAGUCACUUUAAUAACUCUACCUACAUGUACAUAUUACCUCAAUUACCUCGACUAACCGGUGCCCCCGCACAUUGACUCGGUACCGGUACCCCCUGUUUUAUAGCCUCGCUUUUGUUAUUUUUACUGCUGCUCUUUAAUUAUUUGUUACUUUUAUUUCGUAAUAUUUUAUAUUUAUACAAAUAACAUUUGAUUUGAUUUGAUUUGAAGCUGACCUCUUUUAUGCAUGAACAGGGACUGAUUGCUGAUUGAACAAUUGUGCGAAGACGUUUGCACACGUGCAAAAGAGGUUCACAUUCAUGAGCGUAAUUUGUGUCAGCUGUAACCAAAUGUUUUAAUUUUGUUGUCAUGAUUUACUCAAAUUAGUUUUGCGUCUUUUGUAGAGUUGUGUUUACUGUUAUGCAAAAAUGUGCUUAGCAUUUGCAUUGUGUGUGAAAGCAAUGAGAAAGGACUUACAGUUUCACAAAAAUUAAUAAUGUAGGGCUCAUUAGGUUAUGAUGGAGAUCAAGUGGACCCCAGUUUCAUUAAAAGUGUCUUAGAAAAACUGUAAUUGUAGUCAUUGUAGAUAAAUAUCAUUCCCCCUAUCAGAGAAACCUUCAGGCAGCCUUCAGUUACAGAAAAGACGUGAGAUAAAGAGAGACAGAGGGAGAGAGACAGCCAGAGAGAGGGGAGAGAGAGAAAGAGAGACAGAGAGAUACAUAGAGGAAGGGAGAGAGACAGAGAAAGAGAGAUAGAAACAGAGAGAGCGACAGAAAGAGAGAGUGCGAGAGAGAGAGAGAGAGAGAGAGAGAGAGCGGGAGAGGGAGAGAGAGAGAAGAGAGAGAGAGAGAGAGAGAGAGAGAGAGAGAGAGGAGAGGAGAGAGGGAGAGAGGAGAGGAGAGAGGGAGAGAGGGAGAGAGAGAGAUACACAGGCACAAACGACCUGAGAACACAGCAGGAAAGGGUGGCCACAUCACUCAAGGGAGUGAUAGAAAAAGCUUCUUCUACUUUCCCCAAUGCACAAGUGGUUAUCUCAACCCUGUUACCACGAAAAUACUUCCACCCUGCUACCAUACAGCGGGUAAACGCAAGUAUUUCCCGUCACUGUGCAUCAAAACCAAAUGUCUACCUGGCCCACCACUCCACCCUGGACGUGAACAGCCUUUAUGACCAGGUCCACCUAUACAAGGCAGCAGUGCCCAACUUCGCCCGGACCCUAAAGGAUAUCGCCCUCAACCGCAGACCCAACACCUCACACAGGAGCAACAGAUCAACAGACACCUCGCCCAGACCAGCGAGACACUCUCCCAGACCUGCGGGACCCCCCCCCCAGGACCUACACAUAGAGGACCCCCGCAGAGAGGACCUACAUCCAGACCACAGCACCAUCAACCACAUCUACACCCCCACCCCCACCAAUUAACUCCCCCCCAAGUCAACCAUGCCCACACCCCAUUUAGGCCCCCUCAGAUCAGACCUAUGCCCCUCCUACCCACCCCAAGCCCCCCACUCCCACAAAGAGGGCCUCAACAUGAAAGUCACACAUACGCCCAGGCCGUGAGCAGGCAAACAGGCCCAACACCCACUCUUACACUAGCCCAAGCCAAUGGCAUGUACCAGAUGCUCAGCAGGCUCUGCUCACAAUUACUGGCCUGAGGCCAAACCACACAACCAACAACAUUAGACACUUUAUGGAACACAAAGCCUUCACUAUUUCAUCCUGGAAUAUCCAAGGCCUGAGGUCAUCUGCCUUUGGCCUAAAGAGCAGGAAUCUGGACUUCACCAAAGAAAUCGGAAAUACAGACAUUGUCAUCCUAUAAGAAACAUGGUAUAGAGGAGACGGACCCACUGGUUGCCCUCUAGGUUACAGAGAGCUGGUAGUCCCAUCCACCAAACUACCAGGUGUGAAACAGGGAAGGGACUCCGGGGGUAUGCUAAUUUGGUAUAGAGCAGACCUAACUCACUCUAUUAAAUUAAUCAAAACAGGAACAUUUUACAUUUGGUUAGAAAUUCAAAAGGAAAUUAUCUCAACUGAGAAAAAUGUCCUCCUGUGUGCUACCUAUAUCCCCCCACUAGAAUCCCCAUACUUUAAUGAAGACAGUUUCUCCAUCCUGGAGAGGGAAAUCAAUCAUUUCCAGACCCAGGGACAUGUACUAGUCUGUGGUGACCUAAAUGCCAGAACUGGACAAGAACCUGACACCCUCAGCACACAGGGGGACAAACACCUACCUGGAGGUGACAGCAUUCCCUCCCCCAUAUGCCCCCCUAGGCACAACUACGACAACAUAACCAACAAAAACGGGUCACGACUACUGCAGCUCUGUCGCACACUGGGUAUGUACAUAGUCAAUGGUAGGCUUCGAGGGGACUCCUAUGGUAGGUACACCUAUAGCUCAUCUCUUGGCAGUAGUACUGUAGACUACUUUAUCACUGACCUCAACCCAGAGUCUCUCAGAGCGUUCACAGUCAGCCCACUGACACCCCUAUCAGACCACAGCAAAAUCACAGUCUACCUGACCAGAGCAAUACUCCAUCAUGAGGCAUCAAAGCCAAAGGAACUGAAUAAUAUUAAGAAAUGCUAUAGAUGGAAGGAAAGUAGUGUUGAAACCUACCAAAAAACAAUUAGGAAACAACAAAUUCAAUCCUUCCUGGACAAAACGUUCCACUGUAAUAGUGAAGGUGUAAACUUGGCAGUAGAAAACCUAAACAGUAUAUUUGACCUCUCAGCUUCCCUAUCAAAUCUAAAAAUCUCUAACAGAAAACCAAAGAAAAGUAAUAACAGUGAUAAAUGGUUUGAUGAAGAAUGCAAAAACCUAAGAAAGAAAUUGAGAAACCUAUCCAACCAAAAACAUAGAGACCCAGAAAACCUGAGCCUGCGCCUUCACUAUUGUGAAUCACUAAAACAAUACAGAAAUACACUACGGAAAAAGAAGGAACAGCAUGUCAGAAAUCAGCUCAAUGUAAUUGAAGAAUCCAUAGACUCUAACCACUUCUGGGAAAAUUGGAAAACACUAAACAAACAACAACACGAAGAGCUAUCUAUCCAAAACGGAGAUGUAUGGGUAAACCACUUCUCCAAUCGUUUUGGCCCUAUAACAGAGAACAAACAGCAAACAAAUAUACAUGAUCAAAUGCAAAUCUUAGAAUCAACUAUUAAAGACUACCAGAACCCACUGGAUUCUCCAAUUACAUUGAAUGAACUACAGGACAAAAUACAAACCCUCCAACCCAAAAAGUCCUGUGGUGUUGAUGGUAUCCUCAAUGAAAUGAUAAAAUAUACAGACCACAAAUUUCAAUUAGCUAUACUUAAACUCUUUAACAUCAUCCUUAGCUCUGGCAUCUUCCCCAAUAUUUGGAACCAAGGACUGAUCACCCCAAUCCACAAAAGUGGAGAUAAUUUUGACCCCAAUAACUACCGUGGGAUAUGCGUCAACAGCAACCUUGGGAAAAUCCUCUGCAUUAUCAUUAACAGCAGACUAGUUCAUUUCCUCAGUGAAAACAAUGUACUGAGCAAAUGUCAAAUUGGCUUUUUACCAAAUUACCGUACAACAGACCACGUAUUCACCCUGCACACCCUAAUUGACAAACAAACAAACCAAAGCAAAUGCAAAGUCUUCUCAUGCUUUGUUGAUUUCAAAAAAGCUUUUGACUCAAUUUGGCAUGAGGGUCUGCUAUACAAAUUGAUGGAAAGUGGGGUUGGGGGAAAAACAUACGACAUUAUAAAAUCCAUGUACACAAACAACAAGUGUGCGGUUAAAAUUGGCAAAAAACACACACAUUUCUUUCCACAGGACCGUGGGGUGAGACAGGGAUGCAGUUUAAGCCCCACCCUCUUCAACAUAUAUAUCAACGUAUUGGCGAGGGCACUAGAACCGUCUGCAGCACCCGGCCUCACCCUACUAGAAUCUGAAGUCAAAUGUCUUCUGUUUUCUGAUGAUCUGGUGCUUCUGUCACCAACCAAGGAGGGCCUACAGCAGCACUUAGAUCUUCUGCACAGAUUCUGUCAGACCUGGGCCCUGACAGUAAAUCUCAGUAAGACAAAAAUAAUGGUGUUCCAAAAAAGGUCCAGUUGCCAGGACCACAAAUACAAAUUCCAUCUAGACACACAAAAAACUAUACAUACCUCGGCCUAAACAUCAGCGCCACAGGUAACUUCCACAAAGCUGUGAACGAUCUGAGAGACAAGGCAAGAAGGGCCUUCUAUGCCAUCAAAAGGAACAUAACAUUUGACAUACCAAUUAGGAUCUGGCUAAAAAUACUUGAAUCAGUUAUAGAACCCAUUGCCCUUUAUGGUUCUGAGGUCUGGGGUCCGCUCACCAACCAAGAAUUCACAAAAUGGUACAAACACCAAAUUGAGACUCUGCAUGCAGAAUUCUGCAAAAACAUCCUCCGUGUACAACGUAAAACACCAAAUAAUGCAUGCAGAGCAGAAUUAGGCCAAUACCCGCUAAUGAUCAAAAUCCAGAAAAGAGCCGUUAAAUUCUAUAACCACUUAAAAGGAAGCGGUUCCCAAACCUUCCAUAACAAAGCCAUCACCUACAGAGAGAUGAACUUGGAGAAGAGUCCCCUAAGUAAGCUUGUCCUGGGGCUCUGUUCACAAACACAAACAGACCCCACACAGCCCCAGAACAACAACAACAACAACAACAACAACACAAUUAGACCCAACCAAAUCAUGAGAAAACAAAAAGAGAAUUACUUGACACAUUGGAAAGAACAAACAAAAAAACUGAGCAAACUAGAAUGCUAUUUGGCCCUAAACAGAGAGUACACAGUGGCAGAAUACCUGACCACUGUGACUGACCCAAACUUAAGGAAAGCUUUGACUAUGUACAGACUCAGUGAGCAUAGCCUUGCUAUUGAGAAAGGCCGCCGUAGGCAGACCUGGCUCUCAAGAGAAGACAUGCUGUGUGCACACUGCCCACAAAAUGAGGUGGAAACUGAGCUGCACUUCCUAACCUCCUGCCAAAUGUAUGACCAUAUUAGAGACACAAAUUUCCCUCAGAUUACAGCGAUCCACAAAGAAUUCGAAAACAAACCCAAUUUUGAUAAAUUCCCUUAUCUACUUGGUGAAAAACCACAGUGUGCCAUCACAGCUGCAAGAUUUGUGACCUGUUGCCACAAGAAAAGGGCAACCAGUGAAGAACAAACACCAUUGUAAAUACAACCCAUAUUUAUGUUUAUUUUUUUUCCCAUUUGUACUUUAACUAUUUGCACAUUGUUACAACACUGUAUAUAUACAUAAUAUGACAUUUGAAAUGUCUUUAUUCUUUUGAAACUUCUGAGUGUAAUGUUUACUGUUAAUAUUUAUUGUUUAUUUCACUUUUGUUUACUAUCUACUUCACUUGCUUUGGCAAUGUUAACAUACGUUUCCCAUGCCAAUAAAGCCCUUAAAUUGAAUUGAAUUGAAUUGAGAGAGCACGACUCCAGAGCUGUGCUGCUCCACCCAGGGAUUCAUCCAGAUGCAGCAGCAGUUCUAGAGCAGCUAUUGGCUGUAGCCCGGGGGUUGGUAGUGUCAUGAUUUAGGUGUCAUGUUCGGGGGAGUUCACACCCUGUCGCUUUGAUCAACAGCAUAAGUGAUGUAAUAGGCCGAGGCAGCCUCUGAAAAAUCACAGCGAGAUUGAAAUGGGAUUGAAUUGGCUGAAAGGGAGAGGGAGAGUAAAGAGAGAGUUGAGAGAGAGAGGGAGUGAGGGAGAGAAGGAGAGAAAGAAAGUAAGAGAAAUGGCUCAUGUUUGUCUCUCUCUGUCCCUCUCCUUCUCUCCUUUCAUCCCUCCCUCCCAUCUCUGCGUCCAUGAAUAAAGCCACUCCAGUGGUACAGUAAAUCUGGCUUCUCCUAGAACAGAAGCGUCAGUAGCAGGACUCUGGGGCCAGGUCCUCUGUGGCCGUUUCACUGGGUCCGUCUGUCAGAUCACACCAGAUAAAUGGCCGGGCUGGAGGAUUUGAGUUAAGUGGAUGAGGGGAGAGAGAAGGAGGCCUAUUACGCAUGUGGCCAUGCGACGUGCAGGGCCACUGGCGGAGAGAGACUGGAGAGGCUAUCAGAGAAGGUUAUCAGCGCAGGCUUUAGCAUGUUAAUCAGCUGUGCUGCUGCUGCAGGGGAGUUGUAGCUAUCACUGGAUAUGCCAUUUAGAUUCAUAGAAAUGGAAAUGGGGUUAGCAUGGAGAUUGAUACACACUGUCAUACAGCACUGGGCUCAGAGAGGUGACUCACUGGGGCUGGGUGAAGGACCCUUUCAAGGUGUAUUGGCAGGGCCUAGAUGGAUGGAUGGAUGGCAGAGUUUUAGACAAAGCCUGUGUUUGUUUGUCUAGGUGGUUGGGUGAAUUAUAGAGUAGGUUAAUGUAAGUGUGUUUUCAGUGGCAAUUUGGUUAUUUCUCUCAUUGUGCAUUCCUGUGAUUUCUCCCAAUUAUUUUAUUUGUUAAAAAAAUUUAAUAAGCCAUAAAUCGUAUGAAUGAAAAGAGGUACAACCCACGUACAAUAGAGGACAAAUCAUUUUAGCCUGUUAGAUUUGAGCCCUUUUGUUUGAGCGAUUUCGAUCCAUGGUGUUCUCCAUAGCCAGACCAGACAUUUAAAAAAUCAAACCCUUGCUGCAGUGUGUGUGUGUGUGUGUGUGUGUGUGUAUUUGCCUGUGAUGGUAAAAGCAAGUAUCCCCUCUGCCCAUCGAUGGAAUCACUUCACUCAAUCUCCAUAGCAACUGUUGCUCGCUAACUGUGAUCUGUGCAAAAAAAAUGGCUCACUUAAAAACUAAAAAAACUAAAAUCUACAGUCAGUAACUUCUAUUAUGUCUAUUGAGCUGGCAGGGUUGAGAUGCCCUAGAAAUUACCAUCAUGGUCCCAUGAAUUUCAGCUCCACUGUAUCUUCUAUUCCAAUCACUAUUAGGUAAUGGUGCCUCCUCAAACUCCCUCUAGUUAACCAAUUUAUCAUCAGAAGUCUGACUAUGCCAUCAUCGGCUACUCAGAGGUGUCAUGCACCGACAUGUUUUUUGAGAGGCCAUCAAACUCAAUAUACACAACAUGUCCAGAAGUAUGUGGACACCUGCUUGUCGAACAUUCCAAAAUCAUGGGCAUUAAUAUGGAGAUAGUCCCCCCUUUGCUGCUACAACAGCCUCCACUCUUCUGGGAAGAUGUUGGAACAUUGCUGAGGGGACUUGCUUGCGUUCAGCCACAAGAGCAUUAGUGAGGUCGGGCACUGAUGUUGGGCGAUUAGGCCUGGCUCGCAGUAGCCAUUCCAAUUCAUCCCAAAGGUGUUCGAUGGGGUUGAGGUCAGGGAUCUGUGCAGGCCAGUCAAGUUCUUCCACACCGAUUUCGACAAACCAUUUCUGUAUGGACCUCACUUUGUGCACUGGGGUAUUGUAAUGCUGAAACAGGAAAGGGCCUUCCCCAAACUGUUGCCACAAAGUUGGAAGAAUAGAAUUACCUAGAAUGUCAUUGUAUGCUGUAGCAUUAAGAUUUCCCUUCACUGGAACUAAGGGGCCUAGCCCGAAUCAUGAAAAACAGCCCCAGACCAUUAUUCCUCCUCCACCAAACUUUACAGUUGGCACUAUGCAUUGGGGCAGGUAGCAUUCUCCUGGCAUCCGCCAAACCCAGAUUUGUCUGUCGGACUGACAGAUUGUGAAGCGUGAUUCAUCAAUCCAGAGAACGCGCUUCCACUGCUCCAUAGUCCAAUGAAGGCGAGCUUUACACCACUCUAGCAGACGCUUGGCACUGCGCAUGGUGAUCUUAGGCUUGUGUGUGGCUGCUCGGCCAUGGAAACCCAUUUCAUGAAGCUCCCGUUGAACAGUUCUUGUACUGACGUUGCUUCCAGAAGCAGUUUUUAAUAAUAAUAUAAUAAUAUGCCAUUUAGCAGACGCUUUUAUCCAAAGCGACUUACAGUCAUGCGUGCAUAUUUUUUUUUUUGGGUGUAUGGGUGGUCCCGGGGAUCGAAUCCACUACCUUGCCGUUACAAGCGCCAUGCUCUACCAGCUGAGCUACAGAGGACCACUCAGUAGUGAGUGUUGCAACCGAGGACAGAUGAUUUUUACGCACUACGCACUUCAGCACUCGGCGGUCCCGUUCUGUGAGCUUGUGUGGCCUACCACUUCGCGGCUGAGCCGUUGUUGCUCCUAGACGUUUCCACUUCACAAUAACAGCACUUAUACUUCUAGCAGGGCAGAAAUGUGAAGAACUGACUUGUUGGAAAGGUGGCAUCCUAUGAUGGUUCCACGUUGAAAGUCACUGAGCUCUUCAGUAAGGCCAUUCUACUACCAAUGUUUGUUUAUGGAGAUUGCAUGACUCUGCUCGAUUUUAUACACCUGUCAGCAACGGGUGUUGCUGAAAUAGCCAGAUCCACUAAUUUGAAGGGGUGUCCACAUACUUUUGUAUAUAUAGUGUAUUUGUAUUCAUUCUGUCAAGAAUAUAAUCUAUAUUCUGUAUAUUUAUCCUGAAAAAGCAUCAAAUUGGGGGGCACAUGAUCAUACUGUUGUAAUCAUUGCUGUAAUGAUUCUGUCAUUUGCCCCCUGCUAAAGAGUCACCUGACCAUAACUACCCAGCCAAAGCACAUCAAUAAGUUUGUGUAACUGAUGUGAUCAAUGUAUUAUCCACUGCAUUGAUGAUGUGCAAAAUACCCUUCGUUAACUCACUAAUUGGUUUAACGAUUCAUUCAAAAGGCACCCCAUCAUCUCGUCUGUAGUGUGUUCACUGCUACACAGUGUAGACCUAGGCUCGAUUCUCCACCCUUUUCCAGAGGUCUGCACUUGCACACUCCCCCUCAUGGAUUUAAAAGGAUUGGUGUUGCAUUGGCUGGAUUGAGGUUCCACCUUUGUUAAAUCUAUGCGAGAAAGUGGAGAAUCGGGACUCUGCCUUACUGUUAUAUUCUAAUUCCAAGUCUGUGUGCAUGGGGUCAGGGAAUGUGUGUAUAAUGUUUAGUAAAUGUGUGUGUGUGUGUGUGUGUGUGUGAUGAGGCUUGUGAACGUUACUUCAUCCACACACAGGGGAUGGAAAGGAAGGGAAGGUAAAGGGAAGGGGUGGCAGAUGGUGCAGACAGAUUUGCCCUAAUCUACUCUAGUCAGGCCUUCACACUCAGCCUCAGAAGACUAGAAGCAGAGACAUGACAGGAGAACAUUCUGUAAGACUGUCUAAAGCUGAGUUGUGAAUGAACAGACAGACAAAAAGACAGAUGAAUGGAUGAAUGGAUGCAAAUAUGGAUGCAUACAUACAUACAAAUAUAUUGUAGCAAUACAUACAUUCAUAUUGCACAUGUAUACAUUCAUAUCAUAAAUAGACACUGAUGCAUGGAUAGAUGGGUAACAGCCUCUGUAAAGUUCAAAGGUUAAGCUUCCUUAGAGGCUGGGCUCCCGAACCAAAGUUCUUGUUGCCAACAUCUCGUAUCUGGAGGGCCACUUAUGACUCUCCAUCUGGUGCCAUCAUGCCAUCUGUCCUUUCCUCGUCCCCAUUUUACUGAAGCGGGGGGCGCAGCCACUAUCUUCUCACAGCCAGCUAGUCCACUGACUCUACUUCCAAACUGGUAUGGAGCAGGGAUAGCGGUAAUUGUCCUCUCAGUAGGUUGAGGUAUUUUCGCCUCAGGUGGGUAACUGGAGCGCUUUAGUCUGAAUUGCUCCAGAAACCUAUGUUUACAGUUCCACUACUAUACCCACGCUCUAUUACAAAAACAGGGUUCUAGCAGUGCCUGCUAUACUUUCAUGUGGCUAGCCUAGCAAGCUACUCUGCAUAUGUUGACUCUCUGAGACUUCAAAAUCACAGAAUAAGGAGUAGGGACUUGCGCACCCUUUUUGUAAGCACUUCCAGGGGCCAAGAGAGUGUGUGUCAUAUUGUGCUUCUUCCCAAAGCUGGAAACAUCAUGCAAGCAACAUCCUCAUUCCCUGCAGCGGUUGUGCACUCACCGUGAUGUGAACCCUGGGCACAUACUGCAGGGGUUACCAUGCUAGAAUUUCCUAUGCAGGGAGGGCUGCUUGGGGUUUUUGUAGAUCUUUGCAUAAAUCUACUAAAUCUCUCCUCAAGUGUGAUUACACAGUUGGCAUUCAGUACAGUGCAAAGCAGCAAUCUGCUUAGGGGACUCAGAUAGGGGGGGAAGCACUGGAUGAUACAGUACUGUAGUAGUACAAUAUAUUUAGAUAAGACUUGAUGAUAGAUGAUAUAUGAUAUGAUGCACUUUAUAAGCUGUUUUAUGAUGCAGCAUUCUGUAUGUUGAAGUGUAUGAUGCAAUACAUCAAGAUGCACGCUAUAAUACAAAUUCAAUAUGACACACAGUAUGGGAAAUGUGAAUAUAGGGAAGGGAUGAUCUUUCAAAUGAACAGCACAAAAAAUAUGUGUAAUGUAGUUUCACCCUUAUAGUUAUAGAUCAUGCAUGCCAGCUGAUAAUGCAUUAGACUGGUCUCCAACGCUCGGUGACUAUAUGAGCCUCAUUUUCUAGGCCUAUCCUCUAGCAGAGAAACAAGCAUGAAUUAGACCCCAGAUUUGACAUUCACCUACUUGGAGAGUUUAAUGACUUAAGCAUCUUCAAGCCCUCUCCCCCCUUUAGAGAGUUGAGCCCUCAUGAAUUAGUGAGCGAGUGUGUACCACAGGAGGCUGCUGAGGGGAGGACGGCUCAUAUUAAUGGCUGGAAUGUAGUAAAUGGAAUUCCAUCAAACACACGGAAACCAUGUGUUUGAUGUCGUCGAUACCAUUCCAUGAAUUCCGUUCCAGCCAUUACUAUGAGCCUGCCGUCCCCAAGAUGACGACAGGCUCUCCACGUUUCAACUUCAUUCGCAGGGCCACUUAAUUUGGCCUUUUUUUCACUUCCUAUUUCUACUUCCCGGGGAAUAUAAACACUGACAUACUAUUUCACUGAAAUAUUCAGUGAGGGGGAAACUCAAAUUACAUUUCUGUAAGAUGUGGCAUGUGGAUGGCAUAUGUUUUCAGUGGUGGAAUAAGCUCAUUUGGUGUAAUAUGGCUUGAUGUUUUUUGUUAGGGAUAUUAAAGGCUGUCCUGCUUCUAUUGCACAGACCUUAGCCAUGCAACCUGUUUAAAAUGCUCUGCUAACUGAUGUGAUAUACAAUACAGUCUCUUGACCUAUAAUAGUGAGGCAGAGCGGGGCCUGAAAUAGUCUAAACUCUCCAAGGUGCCGUCGACCUUGAAUUGAAAUACCACUAUCCCUGUGUGUCAGCGGUGUGUGUGUGUCAGCAGCAGCAGACGGUUAACACAGACAAACCACCUACAGGUUAUGUAGAGACAGGUUACUCACAGACAAAGACAAGUGGAGGGUUUGGGCCAACAUAAUCAAAACAGCGGAGGGGAAAACAAAAUGAGAAAAAUGUCAGUGUCAAGGCGAUGGUUAGGUGGGGGAGGACGAUGACAGGAGAGACCGACAGAGAGGCCGGACGUACACUACAUGUCCAAAAGUAUGUGGACACCUACUCUCAUUCCAAAAUCAUGGGCAUUAAUAUGGAGUUGGUCCCCCCUUUGCUGCUAUAACAGCCUCCACUCUUCUGGGAAGGCUUUCCACUAGAUGUUGGAACAUUGCUGCGGGGACUUGCUUCCAUUCAGCCACAAGAGUUGAGCACUGAUGUUGGGCGAUUAGGCCUGGAUCGCAGUCGGCGUUCCAAUUCAUCCCAAAGGUGUUCGAUGGGGUUGAGGUCAGGGCUCUGUGCAGGCCAGUCAAGUUCUUCCACACCGAUCUCGACAAACCAUUUCUGUAUGGACCUCGCUAUGUGCACGGGGGCAUUGUCAUGCUGAAACAGGAAAGGGCCUUCCCCAAACUGUUGACACAAAGUUGGAAACACAGAAUCAAUCAGAUUGUCAUUGUAUGCUUUUCGAUAAGAUUUCCCUUCACUGGAACUAAGGAGCCUAGCCGUUCUCCUGGCAUCCGCCAAACCCAGAUUCGUCCAUCUGACUGCCAGAUGGUGAAGCGUGAUUCAUCACUCCAGAGAACGCUUACCACUUCAUGGCUGAGCCGUUGUUGCUCCUAGACGUUUCCGCUUCACAAUAACAGCACAUACAGUUGACCGGGGCAGCUCUAGCAGGGCAGAAAUUUGACGAACUGACUUGUUGUAAAGGUGGCAUCCUAUGACGGUGCCGCAUUGAAAGUCACUGAGCUCUUCCGUAAGGCCAUUCCACUGCCAAUGUUUGUCUAUGGAGAUUGCAUGGCUAGGUGCUCGAUUUUAUACACCUGUCAGCAACGGGUGUGGCUGAAAUAGCCGAAUCCACUAAUUUCAAGGGGUGUCCACAUACUUUUUGUUUGUAUCAAAAGAGCUUGUAGCUAGCCAGACAAAGAUCUUUCCUCCAUCUCCCACACCUCACUCCCACUGCCUCUCUCCCCCUCUGCCUCUCUCUUCCCUCUCUCCCUCUCUCCCUCCUUCCUCUUUUCUCAUCCAUCCAUCACCUAUAGGGGGCUUAUGGGAUUGUGGGCGUGCGCUGGACCGAGAUGAUUCCUCUCAAUAGCAGCCUUUCAUGAUGUUUAUCACCAGCCAACAGCUCCCAUGGGAACAGAGGGGGGGGUGCAGUGACCACCCUCUGACCCCCUACCCCCCGGUCAGCCCACACCCUAGCUCCCGGAAUGUCCUGCAGGGAUAGGUGGUUCUGGAUUGUUCAAUUGUCAAGUUGUUAUCUGAUUUGGUUUACUCCUACAGUGGGCUAUUUAUAUUUUGGCAUAUUAGUCCUUUGCAGAAUAGAUUUCAUUUUUCGAUUUUCAAUUUUCUUUUUUUCACUGCUCCAAUUUUCAGUCAGAAAACAAGGAGGACCGAGACACUCUUCACAGUAUAAAAAGUCCUUUAUUGCAGUGGCAUGUUGUUCAGUAGAACAUAUUCUAAAAAUCCCCUGAUGUGUUUCGCCGUCAUAGCCUUCAUCAGGGAGACAUUUUCUCCUGAGACCUUUCAUCUUAAUAUUCCAUAAAUAUUUAUUUUCCCACCUACAGCACCCCUCUACCUCCGCACGCACAGACAUAGACACAGACACACACACACACCUCUGAGCCGCUCAAAUCAGCUGAACUGACAUGUCCCUCCUACAGUACCUGUCUAAUAUAAUUGUUCUCCUUCCUCCUCUCUCACUCGCUCUCCCUCUCUUUGUACCCCCCCCCCCCCCCAUCUCUCUCUCCUUCUCUCUCUCUCUCUCUCUGCAGGUCAGGACCGCAGUGAGGCGGGGCUGAUUAAGCGUUUCCGUGGUGAUGGCGUGCGCUACAAGGCCAAGCUGAUUGGGAUUGAUGAGGUGACAGCAGCGCGCGGGGACAAGCUGUGCCAGGACUCCAUGAUGAAGCUCAAGGUGUGUGUGUGCGUGAGUGUCUGAUAACGAGGACAGUGCUUUGAAGAGGGUGGAGGUAUUCAGGUGUAAAAGAGGAAGUGAAUUCCGACAUCUCUAUUGAUGCGUCUUUGCAGGACCCAGAUUUAGUUACAAAUCCAUCUACAGAAGAGAGAAAACCCACUGGGCACACCACGUCAUUUCAACGGGGAAAUGUUGACAAUAUUUGGUUGAGACUUUGAUCAAUGAGAUUUUAACCUUUAUUCACCCACUCAAAAAGACAGCCAGAAGUUUGUUGAACUCCCAUUGUGUUAUCACUAUGCUUUCAAUAAUCUAAAAGCGCAACCAAAUUCCAAUGGACAAACAAUGUCUGAUUUUUGGUGUAUUUGUCAUCUAAAUGUGUUAUCACUGCGGUUUCAACCAUUUAAAAGCACAACAAAGUUCAAAUGGGAAUACAUUGUCAGAUAUUUUGCAUUUAUACAACUUAAUGUGUUAUCACUGUGUGUCAUCUAAUAGCACAAAAUAAUGAUCUGGAUUGCAGUUGAGAUUACAUAGUGCAAGUGAUCAAGGCUGUUCGAGAUUCUGCACAGAUUAUUACAGCAAUUGUGAAGAUCUCCACUUACCUGCGAACUUUGCAUGCUAUCUUGAACAUGCACGCUUUCUAUGAUUAAAUAAGAAGACAUUUAUAGUUACAGUAGGCUAACCUCGAAAUGUGGCCAUGGAUGUGUUACUCAAGGUUGAAUAAAUACUGUUACAUUAGUUUGUAAGAUAAGUUAAGGCUAUUUACUGUAUUGCAAAAAUAUUAUUGAAUUGUGUUUGGUUGAAAACGCAACCAAAUAUCAACAUUUGAAGGAUAUCUAAUGAUUGGAUAGUUUCAUCUGAGCCACUGGCUUAAUCCUAUUGUCUAAAUUCUAUUUUGGGUUUAGUUAGAGAUGUGAAUCCAACAUAUAAUUUGUUAACUUGCCGACAAGUUAAUAGCCUAUUUACUGUAUUGCAAAAGUGAUAUUGAAUUGUGUUUGGUUGCAAACAAAUUCCAGUUUGUCUACAAAGUAAUAAUCAAAGUUAAAGAAUAGGACUAAAUCAAAUCAAACUUUGUUUAAAGUGCAUUUCAAGUUGACUUUGAUUUGAUUUAGUCCUAUUCUUUAGCUUACACUUUUGGUGGAGAUGGAGACGUGAAUCCAACAUAUCAAUUAAUAAUUUGUAAACAAACUGUAAUUAAAGCCAGACUAAGUCAGUGGCACAGAUGGAACUAUCCAAGCACAAAAUACAUCUCCUUCAAAUGUUGAUAUUUGGUUACGUUGACAACCAAACACAAUUCAAUAUCCAGUUUGGCUACAAAUGUAUAAUUGAUAUGUUGGACUCACGUCUCCAUCUCAACCAAAAAUAAAAGUUAAAGAAUAGGACUAAAUCUAAUAUAAUCCCACUUUAAAUGGACUUUAGUUAAAGCUUGAUUUGAUUUAGUGUUAUUCUUUAACUUUGAUUUUUGGUUGAGAUGGAGACGUGAAUCCAACAUAUUAAUGAUUAAGUUGAAGAUUCAAUUUGAGGUCUAUAUGUAUGUCUAUUUUUAGUUGAACCCUGGGUUGAAUUGAAACAAUAGCUGUUGAUGACUACAAAUGCUAUAUAGGCCUAAAUAGUAUUAUUGAUGAUAUAUGACUUGGUCACAUUUCAUUUGCUUUGUUAAACCUACCCUUUGGAUUGAAUUCAAUGCCAACAGUGAAUAUAUUUAGUUAGUAGCCCUUACCUGCAGUCAAAUGACUCAUGGCCUCAUGGGUGGAAUGUUAUUAAUAAACUUUUUUUUUUUACCAGAUGAAAAAAUCUGGUGUUUCUAUGUCAAACAGUUUUGAUAUAUUUCAGUCUUCUGUGAUGUAUAUAAAGUGUAAUAUUGGGUUGCAAACUCAAAAUGUAAUACAUUUCAACUCCACAUAUCUGGCUUUUUUUAAGCCCAUAACUAUGUGUGUGAGGUGUAUACUUUGGUUUCAAAGUAAAUUUGUUUAAGACGACGAAGAAACACUCUGUGACCCUGAUUUAGCCCACUGCAGUAAAAGGUUUUAAGAAGUCUCUCAAUAAUCACUCUCAUGAUAGCACAUUGGUAGUAGUCAGUGACAAGUAUAAAAGCUAAGCAGGGCUUGGUUAAAACCCUGGAUUGGAGACCAAAUGAAUAGCUGUAGAUCAUCUCUCCAGUAGGAGGUGCUGCUUAGCCAAUUUCAUUUUUUUAAUAGUGGAAAUACAUUGAGUAUACCAAACAUUAGGAACACCUUCCUAAUAUUGAGCGUUGAUUCCAUUGCUUCCCACGUUGACUCCAAUCCUUCCCACAAUUGUGUCAAGUUGGCUGGAUGUCCUUUGGGUGGUGGACCAUAAUUGAUACACACGGGCAACUGUUGAGCAUUGCAGUUCUUGACACUGGUACGCCUGGUAUCUAAAACCAUACCCUGUUCAAAGGCACUUCAAUGUUUUGUCUUGCCCAUUCACCCUCUGAAUGGCACACAUACACAAUCCAUGUCUGAAUUGUCUCAAGUCUUAAUUAGGGAUCAUAGCUUUCACCUGGAUUCACCUGGUCAGUCUGUCAUGGAAUGAGCAGGUGUUCUUAAGGUUUUGUAUACUCAGUGUAAAGUUGAAGAUCUGAUGUUGUUUCAAAGGUACAAAUUCAACAUAUUUUAUACAAGGUUUGUCUAUGUUUAAAAUUGGUUACAAUGAUGACCAGCCUGGUCUCAUAGACUAGAUGUAACAUAGUAAAUGUAAAUCCGAGAACACUGAAAUUAGUACAUAAUGUUACAUUUGGUAUGGUUACUUAAGGCAAAAACGAAAGUAGGGUGUUUGGUCGGGUGGAUGGGUAGGCAUAUAACAUGAAUGUAUAGCAACCCAAAGGUUGCGAGUUUGAAUCUUAUUACAGACAACUUUAGCAUUUUAGCUAAUUAGCAACUGUUCAUCUACUUACUACUUUUUAGCUACUUUGCAACUACUUAGCAUGUUAGCUAACCCUUCCCCUAACUCUAACCUUAACCAUUUUAGCUAACCCUUCCCCUAAUCCUAACCUUAACCCUUUAACUGGGGCGGCAGGUAGCUUAGUGGUUAAGAGCGUUGUGCCAGUAACCGAAAGGUCGCUGGUUCUAAUCCCCGAGCCGACUAGGUGAAAAAUCUGUCGAUGUGCCCUUGAGCAAGGCGCUUAACCCUAAUUGCUCCUGUAAGUCGCUCUGGAUAAGAGCGUCUGCUAAAUGACUAAUUAUUUUUAUUAUUUAUAACCUAACUCCUAAACUUAACCCCAACCUUAAUCCUAACCCCUAAUCCUAACCUCUAACCUAGCUAACGUUAGCCACCUAGCUAGAAUUCACAUUUUUCUAAUUCGUAACAUAUUGUACAAAUGGUAAUUUCAUAACAUCCACAAAUUAAUACAUACCAUACGAAAUGUAACAUAUCAUACUAAAUGGAGUGUCUCUGAUUUACGUACAGAAUAAUACGAAAUGUUCACCCUCCAAACAGAUUACUUUUUCCGAAUCCAAUGUAUUUUCCACAUAGAUUCCACGUCACAAUACGUUGACAAAUUACAUUGAAACAACGUUGAUUCAACCAGUUUGUGCCCAGUUAUAUUAUGUCUCUUCUGGACGAUUUAAACCAUGCUGGAGACAUAGUAGCAUUACCGCACAGCCAACAGGCAAAGCCAUCUCCUGCUCUGAUCCUCUCAUGUCAGAUGUAGUAUGAGUUGCUCCACAUGUCCAAUAACACAACAAGCAGGAGUUUUUUAGAUCCACGCUGUGACAUUUGAACACUGACCUGCCUAUGACUCCCAUAUCCAGCAGUCACCGCCAGUUACAGUCAAUGCUCUUAUGUCAAUACAGGCAUGCUAUUAUCUAGACAGGCAGAGGAAUGGGAUGGAGGGGUGGAAUAGAGGAGGGGAAAGGGUCUCUAUCGAGCUGCCUCUCUAAGCUUGAGGACUUAAUCCACCAAAUGGAGAAGCCGAUUGUCAAUUGACGACAGCCAUAGACACCCCUCUCCUCUAUUCAUUCGAUCACUCUUUGUUUCCCACUCUGGAGAAUGAAUGAAGGGAGGGAGGGAGUUUGAUGGUUGAUGUUUUCAAAGCGUCUCUGUAUUAAUGGCUGAGAUUCCGAGCUUGUGCUGAGGUUGAAAAGAGGAGAGAGGGGGGAUAUAGUGUGCUGGUAGUGUACGGGGUCGCUCGCUCAACCCUCCUCGACGUGACUGGGGUUCCAGGGUUGUCAGACAUGAUCAGCGUUCACAAUGAGGUUCUGCCUUCUUUCUCUUCUCACACAGCUUCUUUACAUGAAAGACAUGUCAGGCGUGCGUUAGCGAGGGAGGGUCCUGCCUCGAUAUAAGUCUGAGGAACAUGCAGGAAAUGUUAAUUGUUUUUGUAAGGGGAAAAAGGAGCUGAGAUGCAUGGGAACAUCUACUUCAAAGGCUCCGUGGUUGUUCAGUCAGCAAGACGUGACGGCAGUGUUCCAGCGAGGUGUAGGUUAGGCUACGGUCGGUCAGCAGAAUACAUUCAGUCAGCGCAACUCAAACUCGCUACAUUGAAGUUUGGCGGCUUGUGUCACGAGGUGCAGGCAGCAGCAGCCUACUUAAAAAACCAGCCUCUCAAAUACUAAACAAUAAAAGACUCUGUGAUGAAAAAGAGAAACAGUGAAGUGUUGAGAGAAUAAAGGUUCAAAAAGAGCAACAUGAAAGAAUGUUCUGUCCUAUUGCACCUUAUGUAAAAGCUGCCACCCUCUUCCCUCCCCUCAUCCCCCUCUCCUCCUCCUCUCCUUCUCCCCCCUGUCAUACUUACCUAAGUCGAUGGUACACUGCUGUCUUUCAUGCUGAGCGUAUUUCCCUUCAUCUCCCUGUAUCUCUUCUUCUCCUACAGGGAAUGGCUUCGUCGGCGCGCUCCAAAGGAGAGCACAAGCAGAGAGUCUUCCUCACCAUCUCCUUCGGAGGGAUCAAGAUUUACGACGAGAGAUCAGGGGUGAGUGAGUGAUGAGGCUCCACAGCGUAGCUGCGCAGCCAGGCAUGCACUAUGGCUGAGCUGAGAAGCGUAGCCAGGCCCAGCUCCAGCUGCUGUGAACUUUAUAGGACAUUCAGAGGGCAGAGGCUCAUACAAGUUCAAUCACAGUCAUGUAGAAGAAGGGCAGCCAUCUUGUGCGCCUACCUGGCAUAUGGUGCAGUUGACAUGCCAGGGAACACAACAAAAGCAGAUAGAUAUAAACAUUAUGUAGGGUGUCCAAUCAAAAACGCAUCUUUUGACCAAUGGGUAAAAUAAUAUGUUAAUUGUGUAGAUACUCCUCUAAGAAAAUCAAACCUCCAAAUGGAGGCCGGUGGAAAAAAGUUAGUAAAAAAUCUGGAAAAUAGGCUACCUGACAGGCUCACCGUUGAAUUCGUCAUAUUUCUUUCGUCGGAGGACAUAAAACAAUAUAAAGGUAAGAUUAAUAUCGAUUUUGACACAUGACAUGUAAUAUUUUCAUACUUUAGUAUACGCUUUCAUAUAAAUGUGAAAUGCAUGUUCUUUUUCAAAGAUUUCUUACAAAAACAAGUUUAGCCUAUAUCUGUGAAAUGUCAACGGAGCACCACAACAUGUACAAUCCUCAAGUUGCUACGAGCGAGUGACACUGCUCUGUCAACAGAGCUCGGUGCUUAUUAUCGGAUGUAUUAGAAUACGAAAUCCGACUUUUUGGAUACAAUGUUAAUGACAUGUUAGAGAAAGACCCCACUGAAUGAUUCAGAACAUGAAGAAUCAUAUUUGUCUUGGUAAAAUUGACAUUUCAUCACCAAGGCGCUUUUUCACCCACGCUGGGCAGAGUGGAUGGAUACUCUACAUUAUGGUAAAAGUUUCAUCAAGCCUUCUAAUUGGCUAGGUGGAAAUGUCGCAAUAUUGCUUCCACCCAUAUAAUCCUUAGAUCUAUUCUCCUGUGUAGAUAUAGCAACAUCAGUGUCUAGGGAGUAGGGGCUAGGGGUUGAUUUGAAAUGUAGAAUGAGUUAACUGCUUUGACUUAACCUGGGCCUGGUCUGGCCUGGCCUGCUGUAUGAUGGCUACUGUCUGAUGAUAAAGACCUGUCUGUUAUAAUGACAGUGUGUAUAUGAGUGAUGUGAUGUUAUCCCCUUCCCCCUCCUCCCCUCCCCUGGGGGCCCAGAGGCCUGCUGUCCCCCCCCCCCCGUUCAUCACCGCUAUCCACUAGGCUAAUUAGCCCACAGUUCCACCCCUAAUCAUCAUCAUUGCUAACUGCUAGCCUAAUUGUCCCAUAGCUCCACUUCAACUGUCAUUAAAUUGAAAAAAGAUAAUUACGCAAUACUGUAUAUAGACCCGCCCCACAAGACUCCUCAUAGUUUGAUCUUUGAUGACUUCCAUUUUUAUUUUCGUUGGAUAGUGGCGCCACCCGUUAUUCGCCACCAGCCCUGUCAUUUAUCAACAACAACUAGAUAAUACCCCUCAUAGAGCCAUGUAGUGUGUGUGUGUGUGUGUGUGUGUGUGUGUGUGUGUGUGUGUGUGUGUGUGUGUGUGUGUGUGUGUGUGUGUGAAAACCCCACCCCCUGACGCUCAUCACCACAUGUGGCUUCUGUAAUUUUGUUUGAGAAUCAUCGUCCCCCUAAUGCUCUUUCAUUUUAUAAACUGAUUUCCCCAACAAUCAUUAUGGUAAAAUAUGGGGCUUUUUCAGCAGGACGAGGCAUUGCAGAACAUUCAGAUAGAAAUGUGUAAUGCAGAAAAGACACCAUUUACUGUCAACUAGACUAUAGAAUAUUGUCAGCUCUAGUAUGUUCUAUUUCUCUCUGCAACGUUCUUGUCAUUGCACCCCACUGAAUAAGCCCUAGUUUAUUUCUUAGUAGCUCAUUCCCAUUGCUCAAAGCUUAUCAACGCUAUUAGUGGAGCAGCAGGUGGGAGUAGAUGAGUGACAGCCCAACUACUGUGAGUGUGUAUGUGCACGUGUACGUGUGUCGACACACUUGUGUGUGUGUGUGUGUGUGUGUGUAUGAUCAUUGACCUGCGUGUAUGAAUAUAUGUGUGUGUGUGUUAGUUGUACUUUUAAACUGGGUGUUCAGGGCUGCCCUGUGGAUGAACCACGCUCUGUUGACGACGCAUCUUUUUGCAUAUUGCAUAUUGCACAAUACACAACAUCAACAUUCUCCCCAGGUUAGAAAAAUCUUCCAAAUAUGUGAAAAAGGGUUGUCUGAUACACGCACAAACAGACACACACACACCCUGAUCUGCUGUUGUUCAUGCAGUAAAUGUGCUGCAUCUCCUAUCCCACUGAGACAUGUGAGAGUGGAAAUGAGGAGAGAAAAGGAAGGAUGGCAAGUGGCAGUUAUUCUUGUCAAGACUAUUCCCUGUCAACAGUAAGACAAAGAAAGAAUAAUGCCUUUACAUUUGCUUUCCCUCGUUCCCUGCUGCGGUGAAUCUGGAGCACCAUAUUGCCAUAGUAUUAGAAUUAGUAAGAAACUGUAGCCUACUUACCGUGAACUCUCAGUUCACUUCCUCAUUUUGAAACAAAUCAUUAUUUCAAGAAUUCAUGAAAUUCAUAGAAAUGUAUAGAGUAGAGCCAGGAGUUUUCCUAGACAGGUCACAUGUCUGAAAAAACUCCCGGAUCUAACUAAACUAUAAAAUCAGGACCUUGGGCCUACAGUAUCCAACAUGGGUCUCCAAGCCCCCUCCAUUUUGUAUGGUCCAUUUCCUCAUCCUGACCUGUCACUUCCUCUUCCUUGUUUCCCAGAUCUACUACAUAAUUUCCUGCCCUUAACUUAUGCCACUUCCUCCCUGUGUGUUCAGGUUCUGCUGCAUCACCACUCAGUGCAUGAGAUCUCCUAUAUCGCCAAGGAUACCCGGGACCACCGGGCCUUCGGCUACGUCUGUGGGAAGGAGGGACACCACAGGUUCGUGGCCAUCAAGUCUGGCCAGUCGGUGAGUAGCGUACCUGAGAUCCUAAUGAGGUGCAGUAGUCAGAAAUAACGUUAAAGCUCAUGUUAUAAUCAAUCAACACAUUCCAAAUACAAUACCUAGUGUUGCAACAAGGAAGCAACAAUUUAUAACAAAGUCGAAAGAUUGUCCCAUCUCCAAUAGGAAGGACUCUGCUUUUAUGCUUUUAGAUAUUUGCAGCACUGUAUAGUUGGGAUUGUGACGUAAGUUUGUGUGAACAACAUGUGUGUCGUCUAGAAGAUGAUGAAGGUGUGUGCUCCUCUUCCUACCCCUCCCUGCCUUGCUCCCUGGUAGGCAGAGCCGCUGAUCAUUGACCUGCGUGACCUCUUCACACUCAUCUACGACAUCAAGCAGCGCGAGGAGAUGGAGAAGAAGGCCCAGAAGGACAAGCAGUGUGAGCAUGCCGUCUACCAGGUAAAUAACAACAACAAACAACAACAGAACUGUUACCAUGAUCGUUAUGCAUCACAAUAACAGUGGUCCUCUGUAGCUCAGCUGGCAGAGCACGGCGCUUGUAACGCCAAGGUAGUGGGUUCGAUCCCCGGGACCACCCAUACACAAAAAUGUAUGCACGCAUGACUGUAAGUCGCUUUGGAUAAAAGCGUCUGCUAAAUGGCAUAUUAUUAUUAUUAUAACAUGUUGGCCAUAUUGAGUGUACCCAUGAGUAUAGUGAGAGAUAUUAGAGGAAGGGAGAUGACGCGUAUCCACAUUUUCCCAUUGAAAAAAAUGGUUCAUGUCUGUCAAAGUGGGCAUGCUCUUGCGUGAGCAUGCUUUCUCGCGUAGCCUAGCGACCAGCAGGCAGAGAUGACUGCUUCACACGCUUUGAGAACUAGUACAGACCUCGGGUUGGCCUCUGACUGCAAUGCAAAUUAUUUACAGUGUUUUGAGGGACGAUAUUAUACUGACUUUCAUGCAUCGAAAGAUGCGUGUCAAUGUAAAAUACCUAAUGUAAUGUACAGUGAGGGAAAAAAGUAUUUGAUCCCCUGCUGAUUUUGUACGUUUGCCCACUGACAAAGAAAUGAUCAGUCUAUAAUUUUGAUGGUAGGUUUAUUUGAACAGUGAGAGACAGAAUAACAACAAAAAAGUCCAGAAAAACACAUGUCAAAAAUGUUUAAAUUGAUUUGCAUUUUAAUGAGGGAAAUAAGUAUUUGACCCCCUCUCAAUCAGAAAGAUUUCUGGCUCCCAGGUGUCUUUUAUACAGGUACGAGCUGAGAUUAGGAGCACACUCUUAAAGGGAGUGCUCCUAAUCUCAGCUUGUUACCUGUAUAAAAGAUACCUGUCCACAGAAGCAAUCAAUCAAUCAGAUUCCAAACUCUCCCCAUGGCCAAGACCAAAGAGCUCUCCAAGGAUGUCAGGGACAAGAUUGUAGACCUACACAAGGCUGGAAUGGGCUACAAGACCAUCGCCAAGCAGCUUGGUGAGAAGGUGACAACAGUUGGUGCGAUUAUUCGCAAAUGGAAGAAACACAAAAGACCUGUCAAUCUCCCUCGGCCUGGGGCUCCAUGCACGAUCUCACCUCAUGGAGUGCAAUGAUCAUGAGAACGGUGAGGAAUCAGCCCAGAACUACACGGGAGGAUCUUGUCAAUGAUCUCAAGGCAGCUGGGACCAUAGUCACAAAGAAAACAAUUGGUAACACACUACGCAGAUGAAGGACUGAAAUCCUGCAGCGCCCGCAAGGUCACCCUGCUCAAGAAAGCACAUAUACAUGCCCGUCUGAAGUUUGCCAAUGAACAUCUGAAUGAUUCAGAGGAGAACUGGGUGAAAGUGUUGGGGUCAGAUGAGACCAAAAUGGAGCUCAUUGGCAUCAACUCAACUCGCCGUGUUUGGAGGAGGAGGAAUGCUGCCUAUGACCCCAAGAACACCAUCCCCACCAUCAAACAUGGAGGUGGAAACAUUAUGCUUUGGGGGUGUUUUUCUGCCAAGGGGACAGGACAACUUCACCGCAUCAAAGGGACGAUGGACGGGGCCAUGUACCGUCAAAUCUUGGUUGAGAACCUCCUUCCCUCAGCCAUGGCAUUGAAAAGGGGUCGUGGAUGGGUAUUCCAGCAUGACAAUGACCCAAAACACACGGCCAAGGCAACAAAGGAGUGGCUCAAGAAGAAGCACAUUAAGGUCCUGGAGUGGCCUAGCCAGUCUCCAGACCUUAAUCCCAUAGAAAAUCUGUGGAGGGAGCUGAAGGUUCGAGUUGCCAAACGUCAGCCUCGAAACCUUAAUGACUUGGAGAAGAUCUGCAAAGAGGAGUGGGACAAAAUCCUUCCUGAGAUGUGUGCAAACCUGGUGGCCAACUACAAAAAACGUCUGACCUCUGUGAUUGCCAACAAGGGUUUUGCCACCAAGUACUAAGUCAUGUUUUGCAGAGGGGUCAAAUACUUAUUUCCCUCAUUAAAAUGCAAAUCAAUUUAUAACAUUUUUGACAUGAAUUUUUCUGGAUUUUGUUGUUGUUAUUCUGUCUCUCACUCACAAAUAAACCUACCAUAAAAAUUAUAGACUGAUAAUUUCUUUGUCAGUGGGCAAACGUACAAAAUCAGUAGGGGAUCAAAUACUUUUUUCCCUCACUGUAUAACUGUGUCCACAAUGGUAUGUAUUAUUAUGUUGGAAAAUAUAUACAGGAACUCCGACAUAAGCUGAUCCAAAUAGGUUAAGACUAGGCACUCUCGUCUGAGUUCCUAAUAGGAUACGCCUGUUUUCCCCUAAGUCAAUGGCUGAUUGCUCACACCUGAUGUACUUGCAUGCUCUGUUGUUCUUGCUCUGUUCUUCUACCUAUCUGUCUUCUUCUUGUUAUGUAAAACGUUCCUUCUCUUCAACCAUCCCGCAGACCAUUCUGGAGGACGAGGUGGACGAUCCCGUUUACCAGGUACGUCGCCACACAACACACAGCCAAUGAGAACUAGCGAUGAAACCCCAUGUGACCUUUACGCUCUAGCUUCUACUGACGACAGGGUGUUCAUGUGAUUAAUUCCAUGAAAUAAGAAACAAUUAAUCCUUAAUGUAAAUAUCUGCCACUGAUCUGCUUGAAUUAAUGAUUCAUGAUAUCCAAACCAUCCCAGUAAUACGCAGUAGACCAACCAUCAUAGUAGACGGUUUUGUUCAACCAUUCGACUCUCCCAUUGCAGUGUUGUUAAACCAUAUAUUUUCAGUUGAUCUGUGUAUAUGUUCUGAUUUUCUUCUAAAGACCUAUCUGAUCCUGACUGGUUGUUCUCCCCUCUUGCUUUUGGCUGAACCUGAUACUCUACUCUGUUGCUCACACUGAAUACAGACAACACAAACCCUUACUCUGAAUGCUUAUGUUCAGUUGUUAUGCCAUACCCCUUCCAAAAUGUCUAUUGUUUGCCCCUUUAGCUUUUACUACUGUAUACCCCCCCCCCCCCCACCCCCCCCCCCCCCCCCCCCAAAAAAGUUGUAAUUUGCAAUUCUGUAGUAGUAGUAGUGACUGUUCGUUUGUUUUGUUUCGAAUACAAGAGUCAAAUGACUAUUGGCAGAAUCCAAACUUGAGAUCCGUGCGUGUAACUAACUCAGACGCGGAUCUCAAGUCAGGAUUGCCCCCUCUGUGUCUAGGUGUUAGUGGAGAGGUGCAGCAGUAUUCUGCUGAAGUUGGUGAAGGGAGAGCAGAACUCUAGACCUCUUCAGUACCUGGAACUACUGCCUGACCAAUUACUGUGCUCUCUCCUCUUCCUUCUUCACUCUAUCUUCUCUCUCUCUUUCUUUCCUUUUUUUCAAUUUGUUUUAUCUGGGGAUUCUAUUUUUUUAUAUUCUAAUUCUAUCUUCUCUGUCUCUGAUCAUUAGAGAGAGAUCGAUAGCGAGAGAGCGGGCUCUCUCUCGUUAGGGGAUCUGCUCUUCUUUCUUGCGUAUUCUUUCUGUCGCUCUUUCUGAUUCGCUCUACUCUCUUCUCGCUACUCUCUCUCUCUUCUCGUCUCUCUCUCUCCUUCUCUCUCGAUCUCUUUCUCUCUCUCUUUCUCUCUUUCCAUUCAUCUCGUCAUGCUCCAUCCCUCUUGGCCACGCCCACUACCUCUGUUGUAGUACAUUGUGUUUGAGGCUGGACAUGAGCCCCUCCGUGGCCACCAAUCAGAGGAGAGCGUUUACCAGGUACAAUACCAAGCCCUACCCCUUCCUUACCUUUUGUAGAGUAGUCAUCCCAGAGCUUUGUGUUACAUUAUAAUAUUUAUGUUUGUUAGAGAGCAGAGCAGUACACUUUGGAUAAAAUAGUAUACUCACAAUGUUCCUAAUGUUAAUUAGAAUAACAUCUCAAAUCUACAGUUCAGUGAAGUGCAGUCAUGGCCAGUUAUUUUGGCAGACCAAUUCAUCCAGGCUUCUCUAGAGUCUAUGUGGCUCCCUGCAGACAUCCAGAGGUUUGACCUUCCAGCUCAGUUCAAGGGACCAACAAGAGCCUUUAGGGACCUAGAGUUUGAUUUAAUCUGGCCCCCCCUCAUCCCUCCCCCCACCCCCCUCACCCCACCUUCCUCACCCCACCCCCUCACCCCAACCCGUCACCCCACCCCCUCACCCCACCCCGUCACCCCUCCUCCCUUACCCCACCUCCCUCCCCCCACCUCACUCACACCACCCCACCCCACCCCCCUUCCCCCACCUCCCUAACCCCACCUCCCUCACCCCACCCCCUCACCCCCUCACCCCAUCUCCCUAAUCCCCUCCUUCCCCUUCCCCUCCCACACCUCCCUCACCCCACCUCCUCACCCCACCUCUUCUAACCCCCUCCUCCCUUACCCCCCCUCCCUCACCCCUACUCCCUCGCCCCUCCUCCUUUCUCCUUCCACCUCCCCCUCAUUCCCUCCACUCUCGUCCCCCUCCUCCUUCCAACUCCUCCCUCCUCGCUGCCCUCCCUCCUCCUCCCUCCUCCCUCCUCCCUCCUCCCUCCUCCUCCUCUCCCUCGCCUUUCUGAAGAUGAAAGAUGAGUCGAAAUUAAUUAUUUGCCAUGCCAUUUGAACUCCAAAUGAAACAAGAUCAAUAGGCGAGAAGAAAAUUCCGCCCAACUCCAAGUCAGCCAGCCGAAAGAGCUAGAGAGGCCAUAUUGUUCACUAUGGUUAAUAGAUUAAUGUGAGAAAAAUAUACAAAAGAGAGGAGAGGGCAAGCGCUCCAGCGUUGUCAGUUUCCAUAGAUUUAAACCUCUAGUUGAACGUGAUACAAAUAGAGAAAAACUAUUGUAUAAUCUUAAUAUCAAAACAAAGAAGUAGCACACACAAUCUUACAACAUUGCUUUCAAUCAAUAUUGAUUUAAAUAGAGUUGAUUCAAGAGCUGUGCAACUGUAGAAUUUGCAUAACAUUGCUUUUAAACAGUUCAAAAUAUUGCCAAACAUUUGUAGACCAGAGACCCAUUCUGAAAUGAUGAGAGUGUUUCAGCUGUAGCAGUAGAAAGGAUUCAUUUAGUAAUAAAUAAUCUUUUUUUCUUACUCAGCCUUGGUAAAAUGGUGUUGCUCAAGCUCACUUUAUUCUUUUACUUUGACUCGACCUCCAACACAGGUCCCUACCGCUACCAGUCAGCAGAAGGGAGAAGGGAUCUAUGAUGUCCCAAAACGCCAUUUCAUGACUGUAGGUGCUUUUGUUUUUGUUUAGUUUUUUGUUCGUCCACUCCCUCCACUGGCAAACCUCUCAUUCCCUCACUAAGGAGUCCUCCCCUCUUCUUUAGUGUCCAUUUAUGAACCCCUGUCUGUGUGACCUUGUGGAAUUAUUGGACCCAUAACCACCUCGCCGACACACAUAGACAUGGUCAUAUACACCCACAGACUGGUUAUUAGCAGUGUGUUUCCAGGUAGUGGUUGCCUGCCUGUGCAGUCUGAUAUCAAUUUUCCUGGGCAAGGAAUUAUCAAGCGUCAGGCCUAAGUAUAUUUUUACAGUAUCUAAGGUUAUAAAGAUGCAAUGAUAUUGUAUAUUGCAAUAUAUAUUGGUAUGUAUAUGUUGUAUAUUGUAUUGUUAUGCAUAGCCUGCCCCAACAUAUAAAUGAUUGGCCCAUCUAGCUUAGAUGUGACACCAGUUGUUAAGAUAAAUCCAGUGGAGAUGAAGUCUUCACAGACUUUAAAAUAUCCUCCACAGAAUUUGGUCCUCCACAGAAUUUAAAAUAUAGAGGACUAUUAGACAUCAAAGAGGCGUCAUUUCUUAAAUAAAGACAAAAUGGUUUGCAUUUCCAGUUUUAUCAAUAUAUUUUCUACAGCAGAUUCAUUUUUGACCACAACAAAUAGACAGAUCAUGGAUUAACUUUUUGGUUGAGCAAAACUGAAAUUAUAUUUAUUUCCAUCCUUUCACCAUGUCAGAUGCAAUAGUUAGUCAUUCUCCGAACCAUCAUCCAAAUGUUUAUUCAAGCCUAUUCAUCAAGACAUUUACAUGGAGAGAGAAUAAAACGUCCAUAUGACUUCUGAAACAAACCCUAGAAGAAAGCUUUCUUUCUCUCCUCUCUUUCUCUCUGUGCUGAUAGUUCAGCAGCAUAUCAACUAGAUAUGAUAUCUAUACUGUCCCCCUGCUAUCUCUCCCCAAAACACAUCAUGCUAGCUGGUGUUGUAUGAAUAGCUGCCGACACUGCUUCCAUAUCUGUAAGAGUUACUGCUUGUCUGUGCAUUCAGUUGGAGCUUUACUGAGAGAUCCCCCAUAGCCUGAUGUGUGUGUCACUCUGCCUGCCUGUCUGCCUGAGGGGAAGGCCUAUACUAUAACCUAUGUCUGCCCACCUCUUACAAACUACUGUACCUCCCUCCUGCUCCUUAUGGAUGAAUGGGACUGUAAGAUCAAGGCAUAAUGUCUAACAACAAUAUAUAUGAUCAGAUUCCCCCACACACUUCAAACAGGACAUAGACAAUGUUAUGUUACCCCCUCCUCCUCCCUUCACCAACACUGAUUGCUGUUUUCCCCUCAUUUUCGCUCUUCUUUUCGUGUCUGCGCGUGUGUGUGUGUCUUUAUUUAUAGCAUGCAAAUCCUGUGUGUGUUCCCGUGGUGAUACAUCAUCUGCUUGUGCAUGGCCCCUGCAGUCUAGGAUAUACAUUUCAUGCGACUUACCCAUUUCAUAGUCUAAUUGUAGAACCUAUGUCCUUCCUUCCUACCUCCUCUGAAUUGUAAUUGUACUGUUAGAGCGCUGGACUUGGGGGGAUGAGACAUGAGAGUAGAAGUAGGAACGGUCCAUCUGCAAUAUCAGGUGGUUAUAGUGUCUCGGUGGGUAAAUAUAUAGAAGUAUGUAUAUUCAUUGGGUUCAAGAAACAAAGUGGUGAAUGUAUAGGUAACUGCCAAAAUAAAGGAAACACUUGAGUAAAUGAGUGAUACAAAGUAUUUUGAAAGCAGGUGAGAUAAUUAAGCAAUUAACAUCCCAUCAACCAAAAUCCCAUCAUGCAAGGGAUCAUGUAUUAAAAUGUCCCAGUUGCCCAUUAUUUUGGCUACCAUAGCUAGAAGAAGAGAUCUCAGUGACUUUGAAAGAGGGGUUUCAAAGGAGCAUAGGAGGUUUAAAGGGUGUGUGUGUCUCUCAGUCACCAGAUCUCAACCCAAUUGAACACUUAUCGGAGAUUCUGGAGCGGCGCCUGAGACAGCAUUUUUCACCACCAUCAACAAAACACCACAUGAUGGAAUUUCUUGUGGCAGAAUGGUGUCGCAUCCCUCCAAUAGAGUUCCAGACACUUGUAGAAUGUAUGCCAAGGCACAUUGAAGCUGCUCUGGCAGCUUGUGGUGGCCCAAUGCCCUAAAACAUUUUAUGUUGGUGUUUCCUUUAUUUUGGCAGUUACCUGUAUACUACCUAAUCAUAUAAUAUUAUCUUGUGUUUGAGAGGAAUCACAAUGGUAAUGCAUUGUGGGACUACAGGGGCUGAUUGUAUAGGCAGAGACGGACAUAAUAAUAUCUAAUCAGUGUUCGUUUGAUUGGACUGAAUAGCCAAUUAUAGAGCACCAUGAGAGAUUCAUUUUAGAUCCAUUUUCUGAUAAUGAAAUGAGAGGAGAGCUAGCUGUUUCUAGGCAUCGUCAGUGCAAUUCUCUUCACACGCAAGCACGCACGCAUGCACACACACACACCCUAUUAGAUUAAAAGAAUGUGCUAUGAUUUAGAAAGUCUGGCUUUGUUUUUGUCGUGAAAUGUCACUGUUCUCUCUCUCUGUCCCUGUCCCUCUGCCCCUCCCCAGAACAUCAACCACUUUGAUCUUUUCGGAGACAUGUCCACUCCACCCUCGGUGAGUAACUGACCUUCCCUAUCGCUUAGACAGACUCAGACCUUUAACCAUGUCUGCAAUGAUGGUGCUGAAAUAUUAUUCGUCAACAUUUUAAUGCAUUAUUAUGCAGUCAAAAUAUUCUGUGAAUAAUAGAGGAACUUACAGUCAAGACAACCGUUAAAGAACAGUAAGACAUUGUAAGACAUUUUGAAUUCUGAUUUCUAUGUCAGAUUUCUCAGAUGGUUCAAUUGACCCCCAAAUAGAAAAAGCAAAUAAACAAAUAAUCACAAAGAUCCCAGUGAAAGGACAGGUGCCUGGUUUAGACAUGUGUGUGGAUGAUGUCCCCCCAGAUUCCACCAUCCCCGGCCAACACUCUGGACCCCAGCAGGAGCCACCGCCAGCCCCAGCACCCCCCAGAGAUGUUCACCGGCCCCUUCAGCCCCACCUCUGUCCCCUCAGGGUACAUGACCAUGGGGCCAGUCCAGGCAGCCCAGUGGGCCCAGCAGGGACCCUUUGCUGGCCAGGCCCAGACCCUGGCCUUCGGGGUGCAGGGGCCCCUCCAGGUGACCCAGGUCCUCCCUGGGGGCCAGCCUGUCAUCUGGAGCCAGGCCAACAUCUUCCCUGCCACCCAGCAGCAGUGGGCUGCCAUGGCUGCCUACAUGCCUGCCCAGGCUGUGGGCGUGGGGGGCCACCACAUCCCCAUGAUGGUGCCCAUCACCACCGUAUGCCCCGGCCCCCAGGGGCCCCACUGUGACCUCUCCUCCACCCCCUCCUCGGCCAUCACCAGCCCCCAGCAUCAGGCGAUGGACCCAAUCCUGCUCCAGCAGCUCCAGCAGCAGCAUAGCAUCGGUGGGGACUCUGACACAGGCGAAGGCCCCUCUUCGCUGGGCCUUGUCAUGGUGGGCAGCAGGUGUGGCACACCCAGGCCGAUGAGCCCCACUUCAAUGGGUCUUGGUGCUGUGGGCAGGUGUGAGACGCCCGUUGGUCUUGUCAUGAUGGCGAGGUGUGAGACGCCCGGCCCUGGUCCAGUGAACGUGCCCCCUGACACCCUGGUUUGUAGCCAGCUGGGCCUGGGGUCAUCAUCGGCCGCAACCCAGGAAGAGGAAGGCAGCUGUAGUGACCUUGACCUCUCUCGGAUGACCUUGAGUCCAGGCACGUCCACCUCGCCCUCCACUGACUCAGGUAAACUCUACCUAUAGCCAGUUUCUCCUACAUUCACACUAGAUAGUUGCACAUACUCAUACAGCACAAAUAAGUUACCCAACCCGAACCUGAAAGGGAAAAUCCACCGGCCACAUCAUCAUUUUGCACGUCAUGAUAAUAUGGUCGGUGGCACUUUGCUUCUUGAAAGUCCAAUAUCUUGAAAACUUCACCACUGACAUGCAAAACAUUUUGGGAAUGUAUGAAAAGUGUCAAGUUUCUCUUUAACCAAACCUAACUCUACCCACCUGGAUAAUGUACAAUGCUUUAAGACCCGGUGAAAGUGAAAAAGGGAAUGCAGUACACCCAACAACCAACUCUGUCUCCACCACAGCCCCCCAACCUGGCUCGUCCUCAGACUCCGCCCCGUCCCAGACCAGUGAUCCCCCCACAGACCACUCCCCCAUCGAAACAGAGGCCACACCCCCUAGCACCAGUGAGGAUGACUCGGUGAGUCUCAGCUAAUCUGGUCAUAAUGAUAUGAGCUAUCAAACGGUUGGUAGAUAGUUGUUUUAUCACUUAAACUGCCGGGCCUUGCUACCCUUCUUACUACGUCAAUGAGCAGCCAUUUUGACUGCAACGUUCUAACAGUCUAAUAAAGACAUUUCAUAUAUGUGAUGGGGGGAAAAAAAUCAUUUGGUUGUGUUUAUGAAGGUCUUGGGUAACAUUAUAAUUCCAAAAUAUAUAUUUAAAAGAACACAAUAGCAUUUUCAUUACUUUAUGUUAUUGUAGGCUAUCUGCUGCAACGUGCUCACAUGUGGAGUGCAUGGAAUAACAGUUAUUCUUGGAAAAGGUGAUAUUUUGAAAUAGAGCUAAUCUCUUCAAUUUUGAGAGUUAUUUGUCAAAGGUAAGUGCUUUGGAAAUCUCAGAUACAAUAUAGAAAUCAAAACAUCUUACCUGUAUGUGACUCUGUAGGAGGAAAAAAGUCACUUUCUGGCGCUUCUGAGAAAAAAUUGCAUGUCCUCUUAAAACUGCUUAUAACACAAAUUCUGUUAGUGAUAUCGUCAAGGACGGAAGGGGGCAUGACUUUAAAAAUGGCAGAGAUAUAUAAAUGUUACAUUCACAUGAGGUCAACAUGACUGCCUCAGCACUUGUGUUAAUGGUUGAAUUCAUGGGAAGAAACUGCAUUUACUUGUAUCUGUGAUUUAUACAACCCUGUGUGAUAUUAACCCUUUUCUCACUCUCUCUUUCUCUCUGUAUCUCUCCCUCUUUCUGUUUUUUCUCUAUCUUUCCACCUAGGGCUCAUGCACCAGGGCUCUGUCUUCCCGCUCUUCCAGUGAUGCUCCAGCUGACCCUCCACAGGUCCAGACCUGUCCACAGCAAGACAGCUAG
Coregonus sp. 'balchen' is the source of this 32790-nucleotide messenger RNA. NCBI's taxonomy places the organism in Eukaryota, Metazoa, Chordata, Actinopteri, Salmoniformes, Salmonidae. The record is from the annotation of a GenBank genome assembly.